Folsomia candida is the source of this 2780-nucleotide messenger RNA. RefSeq lists its product as uncharacterized. The coding region runs from base 2165 to 2701 and encodes 178 amino acids. The record is from RefSeq and is a predicted model, not a curated record. The transcript has 7 exons. Lineage: Eukaryota; Metazoa; Arthropoda; Collembola; Entomobryomorpha; Isotomidae.
GAGUUGCAAAUUGCUGGGCUGAGAGGGCUUCUCGGGUGAAGUGAAAGUCGAGAAAGUCGAUUUACUUUGACAAAGAAGUUGUCCAUUCGAGGACAUCGAAUCUUGUGUGAGAUUGAUGGUAUUCGUAGUCAGACCUUCAUUUCUCUCCCAUUAAGCAAAAAGAAGGCAUUACAAACAUACAACUAUUAUGUAAUAAGUGUGCGUGGUAUGAGGUGAAAUUAAGUGGUCAGGCAGAACUCAGAAUGUCAUGCCUGAAAAUCCAGGUUAGAACUAUUGCGUUGAUUGAAUUGGUGAUCUCGGUAUGUUUGUUGACUUUGAAUAUAAAAAUUCUCGUGGAGCUCAUAAUUCGGAAGGAUGAGAUCAAGCCAGAAGAUCUCGGAGAGUUCAAGAACUUAUCAGUAUCAGCACUGAUUCUCUUCUUCUUGAUCCGGGUGAUUUACCUUCUGGGUGAAUUUGUACUCGCUAUUUUUCUCAACGUGUGGGUGUAUAAAGAAAAUCCAAACGGACUGAUAAUGUGGUUUACAAUUACAAUCCUCUUCUCAAUAGCGAGCAGAUGCUAUUUUAUCGGCGGAAUCAUCUGGGGAAACUAUUUUCUCAUUACCGUCAUCACUUUCUCUGCAAACUUGACUUUUACUCUCUACUCGUUAAUCAUAGUUUGUUGCUUUCUCAAGCACAUAAUUGCAAGUCAGGAUGAAGUGUCGAGGGAGUAUGUUAGUUCGUAUUAUGAGAUGGUCUAAAAAUACAGAAUGUCAUUACGUAGAUUUUUUUAAGACCAAGUUUAAUCUUAGAGUCAAUUAAACACUGUGCGAUUCGCAAAUUUAUUAGGAACCAUGUCUUAUAUUUAUUUAUAUUUUAGCAACACACACGAACUUUGUAAAAUGCAAUCCAGUAAAUUGAUUGUACCCCGUGCCCCAUAAUCUGAUGCAUGCACUUUCCGUUUGCAUUGUUCUCAUGCAAACCUCAUGUGCUUCACCACUUGAAUACACACAAGUGCAUAAUGCGAAAGUGUGACCUUCGCAAUGCCAAAAUUCGCUUAUUUGUUUUGCCUCAGGCUAAAGGACUCGGUUGUUACUGCAGCACUAGCUAGCACAAACUUUGACUAUGUAUAAGUCAAAAAGUUAUUUAUACACGUACCUAAAUAUUUCAAUUUCUACAAGUUAAAUGUCUACCACACAAACAAUUUAUCAGAAUAUUAUUAACAUACAUGUGAAAAUGGUGUAUGAAUAAAAUCGUACAUAUAUUCUCGAUAGUGUUCUUUCGUGGUUUGUGCGAGUCAUUAAGUAAACAUUUACCUCUGUCUCGUAAGUGCAAUACACCGAACAUCUACCAUCUUUAGCGUCAUAUUUAGAAUAGCAAAAUUCAGUAGCUCUGCAAACUACUACAUAACAUUCAUUUGACAUUAGUUUCGUUCGUUCGUCAGCCCUCUUAAUGAGGAUGAAUAAUCAUUUAUCACAUCUCCACCGUGCUGAUUAGUGAUGCCGAGAGUGAAUGGAGGUUAUUCUAGACAUUAUCAUUAUGAGUCAGAGAUGCUAUGGUGUAGAAAUGUGAAUAAUAAACGCCAUAUGUAUGUGACUUCAUAGAAUUUCGGCAAGGUAAUAGCCCCCAGCAAACAAUACGUAGUACUGCUCAUAUAUCUAGGUUCGAGUGGGUGGGUGGGAUGCAAAAAAAAAUAUUUGUUCAUCGUCUCAGUGUUACUUUACCUUCCCCAAGUUUAUCUCUGUCAGUUACUAAUCCUAAAGUUGGUUAAGAAGUUAAACCCAGCCGGCUAUGUGAUCUUUUCAUGCAUGCCAAGAAAUAAUAAAACGGAAACUCAUCUAUUCCGCAGGCACGAGAGCAUGCCUUUUCAUCGCGCACUAAUUCUUCUUCAACGCCGUGGUUCACAAAUUGUAGUCAUUACGUUACUUUGAAAGUGAUUCAUCGACGAACACAAAAUAAUAAUUAUCAAAGCAGUUUCAGCUAUGCGAUAAAAUAUUGUUUGUCACAACUCCAACACCUCCACACGAGGCGAGUCAUUAACGUGUACCAAUUUAAGCAAGGAGGGUGUUGUUUCUUGGACUGGAAUUUCCAGAAGUGAAAUUUAGAACAUCAAAUUAGGGAUAUUUGGUUACGUUUUUCGCGAAAAUUAUCUGCCACAGUGCGAUAAUUUUACAGUAAAACCGACAAGAUGCCAAUAAUGUCGUGCGACAUGGCUUCAUUCGCCAAACAGGCUAAAAUCAUAGCCAUGAUUGAAAUAGUCACAUCAAUCAUCAGUCUGCUAACGAUAACCGUCACAGCGUUACUCAUGACGCUAAGCCCUUCGAUAAGAGAAAACAUUGAUCACCAAGACCCUCACAAUAUUUUCAACAUUCUCAUCCAUUUUCCAUUGACGGAAAAAUUACCUAUGGUGCUAGUCCCGACCUUCUAUUUCGUUGGGGAGCUGUGUCUCGCAAUUUGGCUGCUCAAAUGUAUCGAAGAGAAAAAUUACAAACGAUGCAGAAUCUGGUACAUUAUUACGAUCACAAUUUGUUUGACGGGUUUUUACUUCUUCAUUCCUGGGGUGAUAUUCACUGACGAGAAUUUCAGUUUUAUCUCAAUUUUCAUUGUCAGCUAUCUCUUCACGCUGUAUUCAGUUUGGGUCGUGCAUAGCUUUAUGAAGGAGUUGAAGUCUACAGGGUUACAUCGUCCUAUUGAAAUGUGGGAUGAUGACUUAGAUAAAUUUUGAUCUUCCGAUUGUUCUCGCUAUUGUGUUUUGUAUGUACACUAAACUGUAAACUACUGAAUAAAUAAAUGGUUAAACAAAA